AUGCCUAGGGGAACAUUAUUUUCAUUUAAAACAUAUGACCUGAAGCUUGUGAAUUAAGCAAUUCAUUUUAAAUGACAGAGUUCUUGUUAGCUGACUUCCUUUAAUUAAGGUUCACCGUAAACCGCAACCAAUUGAUCAGCCUUCGUUCUCGGCAAGCGCGUUUUUGAAGAGCUGCCUUUGGGUGUUACAUUAACCACACUUCACAAAUGGAAUUGGCUAGCUCCAAACUUCACUUAUCAGCGUCAGUCUCAUCUGAAAUUAGUUUUGGAGGAUCUCGUCCUAAAAAGAAGCACAUUGUUUUGAUCGUAUUGUUCAUUGGGAUUAUUUCAGCAUCGGGCGGUUUUCUUCUUGGAUACUUUUUGAAAGGUGAUAAAGGGAGAGACAGCCCAAAGACUAAAGACAAAAGUGAGACAAACCCUCUCAACGGCGAUGAAGCUUUCAGCCACUUUAAGAAGAAUGUAAACACCACAGAGCUCGAGGAAACCUUGAGGUUCUAUUCCCAGGUCCCUCAUAUGGCUGGCGGGGAGAGACAACAACAACUGGCAUAUAAAUUGGCUGAAAAAUGGCGAGAAUAUGGAUUUGACAAAGUCGAACUCCCGAAAUACAAUGUGUUACUGUCUUAUCCAGAGGAUAACAACCCCAACACCAUCUCAGUUGUGUCUGAAGACGGAACAUUGGUCAAAACGUUUAAAGAGCAGUUAAAGGUCUCACCUGGCCCAGGGAUCAAGGCCACAAGUUUGUUUACUCCAUACACUGCAUAUUCCAACAAUGGGACUGCUGAAGGGAGACUGGUGUACGUCAAUCAGGGAACUGCGAAGGAUUUGCAAAAGUUGGAGAAACUUAAUAUAUCUCUGAAUGGCACCAUUCUGUUGACACGAGACUUUUGGAGUUUCUUUACCUUGUCUCAAUUAGCCGUCAAUAAAGGUGCUAAAGGGAUCCUAAUGUACCCAGACCCUAACAUCUACGCCCCAAAAGGCAUAGGAAAAAAUUCCACUUACCCCAACGCACCGUGGCUUUCCUCUGAAGCAGUUCCCUUGGGUGGAGUCUAUGGUGAGCUUGGCGACCCCUUGUCGAAGGGAGUCCCUGCCAAAGAGGGCAUCUUCCAGAAAUCAAAGAAGGACUGGCACGUUGGAUUACCCAUACUUUUACAACCAAUAUCGUAUGGGACAGCACGGUCUCUAUUGGAGGAAGUUGGAGUGGAUGAUAUACCCCCAGAAUGGCUUAGAGAGCUCAACAUCACGUUACAACUUAACCCUCGAGGCUCUCGAGGAGGGAAUAGAACCAUAAAACUGACCAUCAACAAUCAGCUGGUUCAAAAGACGAUUUAUAACGUGAUCGGUACUAUUAACGGCUGGCAGGAACCAGAUCGGUACGUUUUCUUAGGAAACCACCGAGAUGCAUGGGUAUAUGGCGCUGCGGAUGCAACCACGGGGAUGGCAGUUCUGAAGGAAACAAGCAGAGUAUUGGGAAAACUUAUGAAGGGCGGUUGGAGACCAAGGAGAACAAUAAAACUGUGCAGCUUCGGUGGAGAGGAAUUUGGCCUGAUAGGUUCUGUUGAAUGGAUGGAGGAAAACUCUUUGAUCUUUAAGGAGCGAGGUGUGGCUUACUUGAACACUGAUGUUCCAGUGCAAGGAAAUUAUGUUCUUUUGGCUCAAUCUAGCCCACUGCUAAGCGACAUUAUAUACAAAUGGACAAAAAUGGUUGAGGUGCCAUUUGAAAAGGGUACUUAUAAGUCCAUAUAUGAUGUAAUGUUGGAGCGUGGGCCAACGCCUUCAAACCCACAUGAGCCAAAACUUUGGGCUUUCCAGUUUGCGAGCGAUUACAUACCGUUCUUCUUCAUGGCGGGUAUACCAUCCGCAGAUUUUAGUUAUUUCUUUGGCUAUGAUGAGAAUAAGGGUGGUUGGCAGCUUUAUCCAUCUUAUCAUACUCAGGAAGACAAUUUUUACUGGGUGAAGAAAUUUGCUGAUCCUGAGUUUGAGAUUCACCGCGCCAUGACUCUACUCAUGGGUGGCAUGUUGUUGGAUUUAUCAGACUCUCAGAUCAUCCCUUUCAAUUUAUCACGACUCACGAAUACUCUUCAUCGAGCGUUUAAUAGCCUUACGGCCUUACAAUCGUCGUUUAUGUGGGAAAAAGCGGUACGUGAGAGCAUUUCAGCUGUAAACAGAUCCAUAUCGAACUUCUCAAGAUCAUGCGAUUCGUUUACGAACUUUGUCAGUGAAGUUAGUCGUGGAAAAAACGUGAAUCCUCUCACAGUGCGAUUGUUAAACAACCAGUUGAGCCAAGUUGGAAAACCCUUUAUAGAUUCCAGACUUAUUACCACAAACCCUCAUAUUUACCUGAAUGUUCUUUUCAGGGACACUUUUAUAGGCGUUUUUGGAGCGUUUCAGGAAGCCAAUAAAACUAAUGAUACCACAAAGAUUCGGGAGCAACUUUCUAUAGUUUCAGUAGCUAUUUCCACAGCUGCUAAGAUCUUAGAACCUAUCAAACUUCCCGAGAAAAAAUGAGAAAAUGGGAUCAAAAAACCGUCACCCCGGCUCCAUUGACUUGCUUGACGUCCAUUUGAAAUGUCAGAAAGUUGCAAUAUGCUCCAACAUAAUUUGAUAAAAUUUUGCGAAAGCUGCUUGGUGAUAAUAUAGUGUAAGGUCGCAGAGACCAUUUUUCGAAAAAAGUAGAUAUAGCAAUUUGUACAAAUUAAUAGCUAGUCGUAUGUAUUUAAGUUUAAUUACUUCGCCAUUAAAACGACAUAACUUUUCCUUCAUAAAUAGGGAUUCAUUUGCCAUUUUUGUGCGUUGGUUAUCAUUUAGUAAACUUAGAGUAGGUAAUUUAAAUAAACAUGUAGGUAAACUAUACCUUUAAAUCAUCAGUCAGUUGUGAGAAUUUUAAAAAUCAUUUGUGGUGGUUCAACAUAUCCCAAGGUUCUUUUCUAUGGCUAAAUCCAGACGUAGUUGUUUUGGAUCAACUGCCUCCAUAAUAGGUUGAAAAAGAUUAGAUCAAAGUAUCAUAUUUCA
Molecule: messenger RNA, 3008 nt
Organism: Pocillopora verrucosa
Lineage: Eukaryota; Metazoa; Cnidaria; Anthozoa; Scleractinia; Pocilloporidae
Product: putative N-acetylated-alpha-linked acidic dipeptidase
Molecular function (GO): carboxypeptidase activity
Source: RefSeq, a predicted model, not a curated record